AUGGAGCUGGCGCAAGCGCCCGCAGACCUGGCCCAGCUGCAGGCGGAGGUGGGGCGCCUGGCGGCCGAGCUGCAGGAGGCAACGCAGGAGAAGGUCCAGGCCGCCCAGUACGGGCUGGCGGUGCUGGAGGAGAACGGGGAGCUCAAGCAGCGCUGCGGGGAGCUGGAGGGGCAGUUGGACAGGCUGAGCUCAGAGCUGACCCAAAUGAAGGAGGCCCUGGCUGAGUGCCACAGCAGCCACAAGCGGGCAGCGGUGGCCGGGGAGAACCGGGAGGAGAGCCUGGUGCGCGAGGCUGCGGCCAAGGAGGCCCAGCUGGCAGCCCGCCUCGAGGAGCAGCAGGGGGAGCUGAGGCAGCUGCGGUGCCAGCUGACCAACGCCGGUGCCGAGAGCGAGCGGCUGAGCGCCGCCCUGCAGGACCUGCGCCGGGAGUGCCAGGCCCUAGACGCAGAGAAGGCCCAGCUGCGGGAGGAGCUGAAGCAGCACAAGAGCCGGGAGCUGCGGCAGCUGCAGGACUGCGCCGAGCUGGAGGAGGAGAACAUCUCCCUGCAGAAGCAGGUGUCCGUGCUCAAGGGCAACCAGGUGGAGUUCGAGGCCUUGAAGCACGAGCUGCGGCGUCGGGAGGAGGAGGCGGCGCUGGCCGGAGCCCAGCUGGAGGAGCUGGGGCGGCUGCGGGAGCUGGCGGAGCGGCAGCUGGAGGAGGCGCUGGAGACGCUGGCGGUGGAGCGGGAGCAGCAGCGGGAGCUGCGGCGGGAGCUGGUGGCCUGCACCGGGGGCCGUCCCAGCUCGCUGGGCAGCCUGCGGGCCGGCCUGGAGGAGCUGAGCCAGGAUGAGGAGCUGGACAGCGGCUUCGCCAAUGGCAGCGCCAGCAUGGGGGACUUUGGGGAGCAGGGGUCCACCCCCCGCGCCUGCCCUGCGCCUGGCCUCGUCGCCGACCUCUUCAGUGAGCUCAGCCUGGCAGAGGUGCACAAGCUGCGGCAGCAGCUGCUCCAGGUGGACCGGGAGAAAAUCUCCCUGGCGGCUGACGUGCAGGAGGCCCGGCGGCAGCUGGACAGCGCCAGGGAGGCCUUGACGGAGCAGCAGCAGCGCAAUGGCCUCCUCCUGGAGCAGCUCAAGGCCAGGCCGGCGUCCCCGGAGCCCCAGCCCUGGCAGGACCUGGUGGCGCAGCUGGAGGGGCAGCUGCGGGCCUCCCGGAAGCUGGCAGGGGAGCUGCAGGCCCGGCUGGCCCAGGCCCAGGAGGAGCUGCUGGGGCUGACGGAGGAACUGGCCACCCUCUACCACCAGGUCUGCGCUUGGCGUGGCCUGACGCCGCAGCGGGUGGUGCUGGAUUAUUACCGGGACGGGCGCGGCACCAGGAGGCCGGCGGGCAGGAGGGAGCCGGCGGGCAAGCCCCGUCUCCAGCCGGAGCCAGGGGCAGGGCCCUGCGUGGACCAGUCGCCCCCCGGCUCACCCGGGGAGCCCCUCAACGUCUCCAACCUGGCGGUGGUGCUGCGGGAGCAGCUGGGGCACCUGCAGGGGGCGCUGGUCCUGUGGCGGCAGCAGCCCCCCAGGCAGGGCCCGCUGGCCGCCGAGCUGGAGCGGGACAAGGAGGCGCUGGCCGAGGAGGUGCUGAAGCUCCGCUCCCUGCUCAGCACCAAGCGGGAGCAGAUCGCCACGCUGCGCACCGUGCUCAAGGCCAACAAGCAGACGGCAGAGGCAGCGCUCUCCAACCUGAAGGGGCAGUACGAGGGGGAGAAGGCCCUGGUGUCCGACACCAUGCUCAAGCUACGCCGUGAGCUGAAGGCCCUGAAGGAGGACGCCACCACCUUCUCCUCCCUGCGCGCCAUGUUUGCCAGCAGGUGUGACCAGUACGUGUCCCAGCUGGACGAGAUGCAGCGGCAGCUGGCGGUGGCGGAGGACGAGAAGAAGACGCUGAGCUCCCUGCUGCGCAUGGCCAUCCAGCAGAAGCUGGCGCUCACCCAGCGCCUGGAGAGCCCGGCCCGCGGCACCAGGGCCAGACCCCGCAGCACCAGGAGCACCGCGCACUGACACCGUGGGUGCGGCCUUGCAGAGAAACCCGUGGGAUCGGCGCCAAGCAGA
Messenger RNA from Emys orbicularis (European pond turtle), 2076 nucleotides. Its product is annotated as protein bicaudal D homolog 2-like. The transcript has 8 exons. Gene Ontology annotation, molecular function: dynein complex binding; cytoskeletal adaptor activity. NCBI's taxonomy places the organism in Eukaryota, Metazoa, Chordata, Testudines, Emydidae. The record is from RefSeq and is a predicted model, not a curated record. Bases 1 to 2025 code for a protein of 674 amino acids.